Messenger RNA from Stylonychia lemnae, 318 nucleotides. The record is from the annotation of a GenBank genome assembly. Lineage: Eukaryota; Ciliophora; Spirotrichea; Sporadotrichida; Oxytrichidae.
AUGGAAUCAACAACUUAGACAAUCACUUAAACAUAAAGUCAACCACAAAUUCAUACUUUCGAAAUAAAAAAGAAGUAAAGUAUAAAAUGGGCUGAAGAUACAAUAGAUAAUGAGCAUCUCGGGCGCAAGAAAUCAAAGAUUUGCUGUUAAUAUGAAAAGCCUGUAAAGCAUCCUGAUGAGGAAAGCGAUAAUAGUAGUUGCUGUGAUAGCGAUAAAGAAGAUGAGAGAAAUAGUUAUGAUCGUCCCCCAAAGCAUAUGAGAAAACAUUAACAUAAAAAUCAUGAUCAUGAUCACGAUCACGAUCAUACAAAGCAAUGA